Messenger RNA from Cyprinodon tularosa, 1724 nucleotides. It is a transcript of the gene ints12, whose product is annotated as integrator complex subunit 12. The transcript is spliced from 7 exons. The record is from RefSeq and is a predicted model, not a curated record. Gene Ontology annotation, cellular component: integrator complex. Bases 141 to 1478 code for a protein of 445 amino acids. NCBI's taxonomy places the organism in Eukaryota, Metazoa, Chordata, Actinopteri, Cyprinodontiformes, Cyprinodontidae. Gene Ontology annotation, biological process: snRNA 3'-end processing.
AGCGUCGUUUUAAUAAUGAAGGUAACUUUAGCUCUCAGGGUUCCUGCGCUCUUUUCAGCGUCACACAACAAAUAUAAGCUGUAGAAACAAAGACAACUGGCUGAGUUUUGAGAGAUCUUUGGCAACGAAAAAGGAGGGCCAUGGCUGGACCUGUGAGCUUGGAGCUGGAUCCCAUCUUUCUGAAGGGACUCAGUUACCUACACUCAAAGAGUAAAGACUCGGCUGAGAAACUCAAAGCUCUGCUUGACGAGUCCCUCGCAAGAGGAAGUGACUCCUCCUACCGCUCCCUGCAGAAAGAGGUGGAAGUGUCAAAGGUUUCCGUGUCAAAAAGUAAACAAGACUCCAAGUCGUCGGGUUCCUCUGUGGCUAUCAGCGGCGGAAGCAGCAAAUCCAGCUCUGAGAAGAGUAAGAAAGAGGUGGAGAAGAGGCCAUCAGAGAAGCAGGUCAGGGUGGACCUCUCUGAAGUGGACCCCCCAAAAAAGCCUCGUUUGGAGAAACAGGAGAGCCGGUCCUCUCCCAUCACUGUCCAGACCAGCAAAGACCUGCUCCCAAACAUAAGUGACUAUGAUGAGACUAAUGCUGAUGACUUUGCCAUGGAGAUGGGCCUUGCUUGUGUGGUUUGCAGACAAAUGACAGUGACCAUGGGAAACCAAUUGGUGGAGUGCCAGGAGUGUCAUAAUCUCUACCACCAAGAGUGUCAUAGACCACAAGUGACGGAUAAAGAGGUUAACGACCCCCGCCUCGUGUGGUACUGCGCCCGCUGUACCAGGCAAAUGAAACGCAUGGCCCAGAAACCUCCACAAAAACCGUCCCCCGUCUCUGCGUCAUCCGCGCCUGUUGUUAAGGACACUGUGGUGAAGAAGGCGGACCCCAAACUAAAAACGGAUACGGCCAGCACCUUCCAGGCUUUCAAGAGAACAGAAGUGAAGACUCCGGCCACAUUAGCCAACCCUACCAGCAGCAGCUCCUCCUCCCCAGGCAGCGGUCUCACAGGCUGGGCCGCCUUUGGUGCCAAAACAAGCCCGUCUGUUCCUGCUACCUCCAAACUGGCCUCUUCAGGUACAAGCGGUAGCAGCAAGACUGUGACGGCUCCUUCUGGUCAGAAACCGGUGGGUUUGUCAGGACUAGCAGGAGCCAAAUCAGGACUUGGGGGAGCGAAGGUCACUGGGAGCAGCAAUGGAAACGGCUCCAGCCAAGCAGCUCUGAAAACUCCUCCGCCUCUAACUCUGGGAAAGCAGGCACUGAACCGCUCAUCCAGCAAUGAGAGCCAAGGGAAAGGCUCCGCUUCAUCCGGAGCCAGCUCACCGAGCAGCUCCCAGGCGCCGACUGGGGGGAAUGGGGGGAAUAACGGAGGAGGGAACGGGAACAAUGGGAACGGCUCAAAGGGCGCGCCGACCUCUCAGGAGUCCCAGCUUAACGCCAUGAAACGCUUGCAGAUCUUUAAGAAGAAAGCAGCUCAGAAGAAACUGAAGAAAUGAGUCAAGGUUUAGAGAAACGCAUACAGAGGGAUAUAUGAGGUAACAGAGAGUAAAGGUGAUGCUGCAGCUUUGUGUUUGCACUUCAAAAGCUUCUGCAUAAGGAGAAACCACCAUCCAGCUACAUACUUGAACUUUACCUUAAAGCAGCUGGAUAUGACACGUGCCUCCUCUCUCCUAGCAAAGCUAACCAAUGAGUAAAGUGUCACUUUUUAACAACCCGGUAAAUAAAUCAACUCUUCUCUCAAA